CAGCGCAACCCAACGGACGAGGGAGGAGAGGGAUGCUGCGCCUGUCGAAAUGUAUCGCGCUCCGUUUCAAUAUGUUACACAGAUGUAGGCUACAAUCUACUUGCUUAUGGUGACCUUGUUAUGAGUAUUAUUUUUGCAAUAACAUUGACUGACGCAGCGAGAUGGUGCGGCAGUAAGGAAUAUAUAUUUAUCCUGUUGUAGCCUCCCAGGACCGUUGUGCGAUGCGUCGCUGAUUUUUUUCUGCAUACAGGCUAUCCUUGAUAGAUUCGUCGUCUUUCGUCCUUGAUACAACGUUGUCGUCGGCAGAUAAUGUUGAAUUGAGCUCAAUUAUUGGACGAAUAGUAUAAAUGGUUUUGGAACAUUCCUGGAAAACAAUCAUGUAUGGAUCGAAGAACUUGUUUAUAGAUCUUAUGAAUUCCAUAUAGUAAUUCUGUGGGACUCCGUUCAAAAUUAUCUAAAAUAGCACGGGUGCAGGACAGGUGUGUCAUCAUGGAACCUACAGGCUCCACCUUGGACAUGCAAAUGAAGAGUGUUGAGAGGAGUACAGUGUUUCUCAGACAGGAACAUCUCACCCUACUGCAUGGCCUACACCUGGAGAUCCUGUCCUUGCAGAAACGAUGCACCGAGUUGACAUCUGAGCUGAAUGUGAAGCCUCCAGGCAAGAGUGAACUGGACCUGGCGGAGGAGGAAGAGCAGCUGGAGGCCCGCUGUCUGGAGGUUGAAGAUCGCCUGGCCGAGCAGCAGUGCACCCUGGGAGAGCUGCGUAAAGAGCUGAUUCACAAGGGGGCGCUGGUAGGCGCGCUGCGGGCUAACCUCAAGGACAAGGAGCGCCGCUUCCUGGACGAGCUGAAGAGCCGCAGCCACCGCUCCACAGUGCUCAACACAGAGCUGCAGAAGCAGACCGAGGCGGCAGCCUACCUCUCCUUCCAGCUGCACGCCGCCCGCCAGAAACUGCACCACCAGAGACUGCAGCAGAGGCAGCAGGCCCUCAGGGAGAACCGGGAGAAUAGGGAUCAUCAUGGGAAACCCCCUGGGCUCCAGUACAGCCAAGCAGCUGAGUGGGACACCGCCACCUUUUCUCCAUUUUCUCCUCAGUCGCCCUCUGGUUUCUCCAAUGCCUCCAAUGCCAGCUCCGCCAUUGCCUCCCCUGUGGUAAAGCCUAAACGCAGGGGCAGCAGGGCCACAUCAGGGCACCAGCUCCGGGCGGAGAGGGCCAGGGAGUGUGUCCCCCAGGAGAAGGUGAUGGGUCCCGCAGAGCCCACCGCCAUGCCUGACCCAGCGCUGUUCCUCCACCCUCACCGCAGGCACCACAGGUCCAGGGCCAGGCAUUCCCACUCCCCGGCCCACAGACAGCCUCCUCUGGUGGGGGAAAGAGGGGAGGAGGAGGGGGGUGGAGAGGGGCCAAUGGAGCCCCAGGAUGGAGCUCCUCCUAGAAUGGCAGCCACGGCCACAGCGCCACCUGCUGGCUGGUCAGAUCAAGGCUGAAUAGCUAGCCCCACUGUGACCAUCCCUAGAAAUGCAUCAUCAUCACUAGCAUCAUCAUUACUAUCAUCAUAAUAAUUGUAAUCAUCAUCCCUAUGACCGUCUGAUUUUAUUAAUACUGUAAAUUGCCCAUUGUCCUACACCUUGAUGGAAUUGAUUCUGAAAUUAAUAUAGCAUUGUUGAUUAUAAUCCUAUUAACUCUAAUGACUGGUAUUUAGAUGUAUUGCUAUAAUGGACACUUUUUAUAAUUAUACAUUUUGACAUGACCUGAAUUAACUCAAACUUCCAGGUUUACGAACACCCAAAGGGGGUUGUUGUUACAAAUCACUUCACGUCAAUGUGUGGAAUCAUGUAGUUGAAUGCAUUUACACUGGCGUCGCUCUAUAUAACGUUAUUAUGGGGCCUUAUCCGAGUGUGGCGUCCUUUGUGGAGGUUAGUUUAACCUAUGGCCUGUAGCCUUAGACCACAGCACCUACUGUGCAAUUACCUUACCCUACUGUGUCGUUUUAGGGCCAACCAUAAAUCAACACUGGGUCGCCCUUGUAGAAAAAAUGUGUCUGACCUCUGUUGCGCUGAGUCACAGUUGGGUAGCGUUUGAGCAUCUGCAUCUCUUGUAUGUCCUUGCUGUGAACACGAUUGAUCUUCAGAUCUUCAUUGUUGGCCUUCACUGGCAAAGGUCCCACAGGUCCAAGAGGGGUAGUCAUGCCGUCCUAUCCCACUGAAUCUUUCUUUAUUCCAUUGGUCAUACAAUAGGUAGGCCUACAGCACACUAUACAGUGCCUUGCGAAAGUAUUCGGCCCCCUUGAACUUUGCGACCUUUUGCCACAUUUCAG
This is a messenger RNA of Oncorhynchus kisutch (coho salmon), 2315 nucleotides long. RefSeq lists its product as uncharacterized. The coding region runs from base 490 to 1485 and encodes 331 amino acids. The record is from RefSeq and is a predicted model, not a curated record. The transcript is spliced from 4 exons. Lineage: Eukaryota; Metazoa; Chordata; Actinopteri; Salmoniformes; Salmonidae.